AACCCAAUGCAAAGGGUUGCGUGCUCAUCUUAUGCUCUUCUUUCUAAUAAUUCCCAUUCUUUCUUUUUCACUACCCUCCCUGUUUUAGCUUUUAAUACUCAUUGCAGCAUCUCUCUCUAACCCUAUUGCUUUCCCCUCCUCCCCCUACCCCUAAGUCCCUAACAACCUAGCUCACAUUCUAUAUAUAAACAUCAUAGUUUUCCUCUUGUUUGUGCUUUGAUCAGUUUAAAAUCUUGAGGUUUAGGCCUAGAGUUUCUGAUUCUCUUCACACCUCUGGGCUGGCUGUGUAGUGUGUGGUCCUUGUGUACUAGAGCCUUGGUGAAGCAUUCACUUUUUCAUGUAUAAAUGCAUUCAAGAAUCAUGUUUGGUGAAGUGCCCAGUUGAGGAUUCUUGUGUUUCUGCUAGUUUUUCUUGGUUAUUUCACUUGGGUAUCAGUUCAUUUUUGCCAUUCUUGAUUUUUGAGUCUUGUGAGGCCUUAUGAAAAAGGGUUUGAGUUCCAGGGGCUGGGAUUGUGAGGACAGCAAGCUGGAGCUGAGGCUUGCUCCACCAGGUGAUGAAGAUUGGGAGAUCAAGAAAGAAUGCAUUACUGAAACUUGUGAAAACACCUCUUCUGCAUUUCUGUCUCUUGGUUGCUUCAAUGGUUCAUUUCAAGAAAACAGUUCAAAGGUUCUUGAUGAUGCAACAGUGAGUCCAUGGUCAAGAUCUUGCUCUCAAUACAAACAAAGCUUGGCUCCUGCUGUGGGAAAGGAAUCAAUACAGAAUGCAGAAAAGAGAGGAUUUUCACCAGCUCCUGCAAAUAAUACAGCUGUUCACAAGAGCUCUCAGAAAAGAAUUACUUCAGCUCCUGGUCCGGUUGUUGGAUGGCCGCCAAUCCGAUCAUUCAGGAAGAAUAUUGCAAGUGGCUGUGCUUCGAAGCUGCCAACUGAAACCAAGGCAACUAAUGAGGUUUCGACAAAGAUUGCUGGCAAGAGGCCAACUGAAAGAUUUCAGAAAGGUCUCUUUGUGAAGAUCAAUAUGGAUGGAGUCCCUAUUGGAAGAAAAGUCGAUCUUAAAGCCUAUGAUAGCUAUGAAAAGUUAUCUUCUGCUGUUGAUGAACUCUUCAGAGGCCUCUUGGCAGCUCAAACUGAUCCGUCAGUUAACAACAUUCAGAAUAGCCAAGGAGAGAAAGCCAUCACAGGAUUGUUGGAUGGGACUGGGGAAUAUACGCUUGUCUACGAGGAUAAUGAAGGCGACAGAAUGCUUGUGGGGGAUGUACCAUGGCACAUGUUCGUGUCCACAGUCAAGAGAUUGCGUGUGUUGAAGAGCUCUGAACUUUCUUCACUACUUUUCGGUAGCAAGCAAGAAAGGGAACCAGCUUGAUGCUUCUGCGCGGAACUGAUAUAACGACACUACUCCAUUAGGAUGAAUUGGCUGGUGUUUAUCACUUGGAAUAUAUUGGAUUUUGAUGUGUAAUGAAAUUGAAAGGCAUUAGUUGACUGUCGCAACUUAGAAAGAUGCAUGUACUUGCUUUUUUAGUUGCUCUUUUUGCAUAGUCAAGACUCAGGUGCCUUGUAGUUCUUCCUAACUAAUUGUCAAUGCCAUAUCUAUUUAGGCA
Molecule: messenger RNA, 1594 nt
Organism: Daucus carota subsp. sativus
Lineage: Eukaryota; Viridiplantae; Streptophyta; Magnoliopsida; Apiales; Apiaceae
Product: auxin-responsive protein IAA26-like
Exons: 5
Coding region: 478-1359 (293 amino acids)
Biological process (GO): regulation of DNA-templated transcription
Cellular component (GO): nucleus
Molecular function (GO): protein binding
Source: RefSeq, a predicted model, not a curated record